Molecule: messenger RNA, 990 nt
Organism: Lactuca saligna
Lineage: Eukaryota; Viridiplantae; Streptophyta; Magnoliopsida; Asterales; Asteraceae
Source: the annotation of a GenBank genome assembly
AUGGAAGCUACAUCUUCCAAAAGACCAAGACAAACCAAAUCAUCCGCCCGCCGUCAGAAGCCUAGGACUCCGUCACCUCCAUCCAUAUCUCCAUCACCUCCAUCUAGGUCCCCAACACCCCCAGCCGACCCGUCUCAUUGUGGUGUCGUAUGUCUUGGCCCAGUUCAACAGGACAAACUUGAGUCAUUCCUUAAACGGGGUCAUGCCAUCCAAAAAUUCACGCAUGUUCCAUCCCUAAAAGAGUUGCAUGUUUACAAUCAAGUCAAAACCCUGUUUCGCAACAUAGGGUGGCACGGCUUGUUGAGGGUCCAUGAAUUGAGCUAUAAAGUCCCAAUAGCUGAGUUUCUAUCCUCAAUUUAUUUAGACCAUGAGAUCCUCUACUUCUGUCUAAUGAAUCAAGACUAUGAGAUCUCUUUGGAUCAAAUCAAUGCCAUUGUGGGGGCCCCAACGGAAAACACAUUUGGUCCCACUGACCCAAUUCGCGGAUACUUUGACAUGACUUGGUGGACCCAGCUCACCCAAUUACACCCAUAUGUCUCUAGCGCUGCUAAAGCCUCAUCACUUAUCCAUCCUGUGAUUAAGGUAGUCCAUAUAAUCAUUGCUUCGCUUGUCGCCCCUAGAGAGGAGCGAAGCACCAUCAACUUGUUGGAACUCAAAAUCCUCUAUGCAAUGACCCAUCUCGAGAAUAACCUCAUUCCUCAUUAUGGUUGGUUUCUGUGCCACAAGCUCAUCCGCCUUAGCACAUACCGAUCGGGAAAGAUUGUUUGCGGGGGUAUUGUCAGCAUGCUCGCCAAGAGCGCACACAUCCGAGCCCCAUACCCCGGUCCCCAUCAGCCACUGCCGGGUGAGCCUUAUCUCACCACUACUAUCCUUGAGUCCAUGCAUCUCUUCCGUUCGGCAGGCGAUGGCACACACCAUUGGACCAUGGGUCAAAAUCAUGAUCCAAAGCUCCUCAUCACACCAGAAAAUAAAGGCAUUCUUGAUUUCUGA